Aspergillus aculeatus ATCC 16872 is the source of this 1503-nucleotide messenger RNA. Its product is annotated as FAD-binding oxidoreductase. The coding region runs from base 1 to 1296 and encodes 431 amino acids. Lineage: Eukaryota; Fungi; Ascomycota; Eurotiomycetes; Eurotiales; Aspergillaceae. The record is from RefSeq and is a predicted model, not a curated record. The transcript has 5 exons. Gene Ontology annotation, molecular function: FAD binding.
AUGAACUCCAAUGCUAGCCUAGAAAGAGCAGUAACCCCCGCCCUCACUAUCCAAUACAACACAUCCGUCACCGGCCCCUGGUCCCAAACCUGCUGGACCCGCGCCGCAGGCUACAUCCUCCCGCCAACCGUCACCGAGCUCACGCAAGCCCUCGCGAUCCUCAAGGACACCCACACAAAAUUCGCUCUCCGCUCGACGGGCCACAACCCCAACGCCGGGUUUAGCAGCGCGGAUGGAUCGGCGCUCGUCCUGGAUCUCAGCCGGUUUCGGGAUAUGGAGCUCACUGCGGAGAGAGUUGCACGGGUCGGGGCCGGGUGCACCUGGGGCGAGGUGUAUGGGUGGUUGGAGGCACGGGGGUUGGAGGCUGUCGGGGCGAGGCAGGUGCAGGUUGGGGUGGCGGGGUUUGUUCUCGGAGGCGGAAUGGGGGUGUUUCCGAAUCUGUAUGGGACGGGGGGCGGAUGGGGUCCGGAAUUUCGAGUCAAUGCUCACGCCCACGAAAACCCCGACCUCUACCGGGCCCUCAAAGGCGGAGGCACCAACUUCGGCAUCGUGACGCGGUUCGACCUCGAGACCCACCCUCUACGCCCCAUCCAAUAUACCAUCGACCUCUACAGCCCUGAUGAUUAUAUGGACAUCAAUAAAGCCACGGCGGCGGUCCAGAUGGCCAUGGAGGAGGACCCGAAGAUCGGACUGUUCACGAACUUCAACGACGGCGUUGUCGCCGUGGGCAUGUUCUACGCCGAUCACCACCCAGCUGCAUCAUCACCGUCCGCUUCUGCGUCCGCCUUCACGCCCUUCCACGACCUCCACCCCCGGAAAACGGGGACGGCGCUGCCCACCACAACUGGCACGCUCCUCUCGCUCACCAGAGUCAUGGGCCACGCCCAAGAUCUACCGGGGAAGCGAGCGAUUACCUCCGUGACUACGCGGGUCUCACAUGAUCUGUAUGACCGGGUCUAUCUGUGCUGGACGCGGGUGCGCGCGACGCUGCCCGCUGGCUGUGUGCUGCACUAUACGAUCCAGCCGAUGGGCACGGCGGGCGAGGCUGGGGUGGAGGUUGAUGCUGCGGCGCACCGGGCGGUGCGGACGAUGGCGGAGAUGGUGGAGGCUCUGGCGAGGAAAGAGGGGGUGUAUCUCGAUUUCAAGUGUAUGAAUUUUGCGGAGGCGGGGCAGAAGGUGCUGGGGAGUUAUGGCGCGAGGAAUGUGGAGCGGAUGCAGGCGGUGGCGGAGGAGUAUGAUCCUGAGGGCUUUUGGCAGGGCUUGCUGUUUGGGGGGUUUCUUUUGCGGGAGAGUUGAGUGUACCAGUGCUCGGUCUAUAUUAGCUGUUGUCCUUUUCGUCGGUGUCAGGUCUUUAGUGGAAUCUGUAUGGACUGGCAUCCUCAAAGUCGAGGCACUUCGUGACGCAGGAAAAUCAUGCCUGGGGCUCGGCGUCGAACACAUGUUGAAGAUAGCUUUUCAGCUGCGAUGCAUCCUAUGUCCCGGCCCCAAAGAAAUGGUAUAACC